AUGUCAUCGGGAAACUCAGACGACGACACUUCCAGAAUGAAAUUAGUGGCAGAAAAGAUAAAGGGGAAGAAGAAGAGGAGGGCUAUAGCCAGGGAAUCCGAUAAGGGGUCAUUCUUGAAAAGGUCGAAAACCCACACUUCUCCUGACAAGGAGAUUGAAGAAACAACACAGACCGAGGAGACUAUUCCCCCUGCAACCGAGAAGGAGGCGCGUGCAGAGAAAGAGACCGGACCAAGCACUCGACCAAGUUUCGUCAAGAAGGUAAAAAGACCUACCGAGGGGAAUGUAACCAUCCUCCAACCGAGGGCCCUGCCGCCUCAUUUUACACCCCUGACAAUCCUCCUACCAUCGAGUGCCUUGUGCUGGAAGAGUUUGCUGCCAGGGCUGACUGAGGCAGAUGGAUUAAAAUUGAUGACCGUAGUCAUGAUGAACCACGCCAAGAGGUCCAGGGACCUAAGGCGAGAACUAGAAGAAGCCCAAGCUGAGAGAGAUCCAGUGGUUACCGAGAAGUGGGCUCUCAAGGAAAGGAAUCAACAGCUGCAGGCCAAGGAAGCAGAGCUCGCUUCGGGUCUCUGUAAACUAUCCAUAGACCAGCUACCCCUGUGGGAGCCCUUAUGUGAGGCUCUAUCCAAGAUGAGCUCGCCUGAGUGCAUUACCUCAUUUCCUGGAGACGUGGCUCCUGUAUUCUCUAGAGGUCGUGGCGAGGAGUUGGCGAUACCUGAAGUCUUCGACGAGGAUUUUGGAAUUGAUCUCGAGGAAGACGAAGAUGAGACUACUGAGGAGGAUGACACGGGCAAUUCUGGUGCCAAGGACUGA
Oldenlandia corymbosa var. corymbosa is the source of this 816-nucleotide messenger RNA. Lineage: Eukaryota; Viridiplantae; Streptophyta; Magnoliopsida; Gentianales; Rubiaceae. The record is from the annotation of a GenBank genome assembly.